Molecule: messenger RNA, 2982 nt
Organism: Owenia fusiformis
Lineage: Eukaryota; Metazoa; Annelida; Polychaeta; Sabellida; Oweniidae
Source: the annotation of a GenBank genome assembly
AAGCCCGGAUGUUUCUGUUUGGCUCUAUUUUUAAAACUUGCAAAAUCUAUGUUACGUUUAUUCGAUUAUUGACACGAUUCUAGAGUUUCCAAAGGCCAUGGCAAGGAGAGACCUCUCAAGAACAUUCAGUGAAUUCGAAUCUGAUGAGUUAACGUUGGAUACAACUGAUCCAACUGACAUAUCAGUGACUUUAGACAGCGAUUUUGAAAAUGGAAAGAAGGAAAAUAAAAAACCAAAACAAACAAAAGUUACAAAGCAGCUAAUUGAAUAUAAACAAAUGAAACAUGAUAUUCAACUAUUGAAAAUAGAACUGUCACAGAAGGAGUUGUUAAUGGACAAUCUCAAAGCAGAUCACAUGCAAAAAGUGGAAGAGCUGGAGGAACAAUUGAAUGGGACACAUCAUCAAAAACAAAUUUUACAAGCACGUCUUGAAACACAACUAAGACUACAAGAAGAAGAAUCACGGAAACGUCAAUCUGCAAUAAAAAGACAAUAUGAAAAUAUUCUCGAAAAGCAAAAAGAUAUAGAAUCCGCUAACAAAAAAUUACAGGCUCGUGCAUAUGAUGCACGCAGGACAUUGCAGGAUAUAAUCUUGAUUGAUGAGGAAUAUGAAGAAUUAAAAAGUCAAAAUGAAGAGAAUCUUUCACUUAGAGAUUUUGUAGCUGUGAGAGUGUAUGAAUCUUUAAGGCCCCUGAAAAUUGAAGUAGAGCGUCAUAAAUCACACAUUAAACAAUUACAAAAUGAAUUACAAACUUCUCAAUUAGCGAUUGAGGAAUGCGACGAGAAGUACCAAGAAGAACACAGGGCGCAUGAAAACUUGAAGGUCUCCCACCAAAGAUUGACACUACAGCUGGCUGACACACAAACACAAAUUAAACAGGGAGAUUAUAAACUAGAAAACUAUGAUAGAGUCAAAUUGGAACGUGAUGAAUUGGAGCAUGACCUUAUGGAGUUGAAGAAACGUUAUGUUUACAUUGAGGCUUCUCUGCAGACUACAUCUGCAGACAGGGCUGAUCUCUCAAGUCAGACAACUUCGGCAAAACAGUCCAUAGCCCUGUUGACCCAGGACAAAGACUAUCUGUCCAAGCAAGUGUCAGACCUUACAAGGAAGUCUCUCUAUGCAGAAGAGAAGUUGGAUGAUAUAAAUACUCAACUGGAGACAGUUAAGAAAGCCAGAGAGGAGCUUUAUGAAAAGUACAUGCAUGCAAGAGACCAAUAUAAGAGUGAGUAUGAGAUGAAACUUCGAGAACAACUUGAUGAGAUCAGAGUAAGAACCAACACAGAAAUAGACAGAUUAAAGACAAGCACAAGGGAAAUGUAUGAGAGAGAGAACAGAAGUCUAAGAGAAGCAAGGGAUUCAGCACAGUCUGAGAGAGACAGGGCAGUCUUAGAGGAAAAGAACACCAGUGCCAAACUAGAACAACUAAUGAAUGAAUAUAGACAACAACAGAUCAAUGGUGAUAAUGCACUAUGUGAGACCCAGAAUGAUCUAAAGAUGAAAGCAUUUGAGAUAGAACGUACGCAGAUGGUUUAUGAGGAAACACUCAACAACUUCAAAAACUCACAACUAGAUAUAGAGAAAUUGCAGAAAAAACUGGAGGUGUUAACCAAGGAGUAUUAUGCUGUAGAGACGUCAAGAGACAAAGAGGUGUCCAUACUGGAGACGCAAUUAAAGGAGACAAAGCAAAAACUGGAGACUUAUGAGAAGCUAGAGAGUGAAUUGGAUGAUGUUGUUAUGCAAGCAGCAGAAAUUGACAAUGAGUCUGAAGCAGAGAGAGUGUUAUUCUCAUAUGGAUAUGGAGCUAAUGUUCCCAGUACAGCCAAAAGACGCCUACAACAGAGUGUUCACCUAGCCAGACGGGUCCUACAAUUAGAGAGAGCAAAUAGUUCUCUCAGGCAAGAAAUACAGCGAGAAACUAGCAAAGUUAAGCAGCUGUCUGAAGAAGUGAAGAAUCUGAAUGAAGUCCUUGAUGAGGCCCAACAACCAUAUAACUACUUAGUGGGCAGUAUUAGAUCCAGGGAUUCCCAGUUACAACAGAAAACAUCACAUAUAUCUUCUUUGGAGGAAGAUGUCAGGCGACUGGAGAAGGAGAGAAUUGAGUUGACUAAGAGUAAAAAUCAAAUGGCUGCUGACCUAGAGAGGUUGCUCAAUCAAAAAGAGGAAAUGGCAUUAAUGAAGCAAGUUGUCAGGGGUCUUCACCUCAGUCGCCAUGGUAACAAGGAAUCUAGCGAACCAAUCAGAUCUCAUAAUGGCCCUAUUGACCCUGAUCCUCAUAGACCAGACCCAACAGUGUUUACAAAUACAGACAACUCUCAAUGGUACAAACAGCUUAAACAAAGAAGUCAUUUAGAGCGUAGUAAAUAUUCAACAGCUUAUGAGACAAGGUGACAGAAGAAUGCAGCCCCUAGUCAGACAAUGACACUAAAAUUGAAAAAGUUAUCAUGUAAUUUAAUCACAAAAUAAACAUUUUACAUACAUAAGUCAUGCCUGUAUCUGUGGAUUUUGGAAUAUAUUUCAUUUGCUAAGUACAUUGAUGUGAUUGGCAACUGUCCAUGGAAUUGAUGAGUUUUAUAAACAGGGAGAAUUAGUAGUUCUGGCAAGGCUAGUUAUCUCUACGUAUUGCCAAAAACUGAAGAUGAAAACAUGACCAGUUCAUAUUUAAAGGAUCCCAUGUGACAUAUGGUGGUAUACAGAUUAUAAAGACCCACUUGAAAUCUCUGAAAUACCCCCUGAAGAAAGAAUGAGUUGUUAGGACUAUGAACUGCCAAACAUGACAUACCUUUUUUAUAUUUAUCAAAAUCCAGUUAUCCAUCGAUAAUUCGAUAUGGACAUAAUAUGGAGUUUAAGCUUGCAUAUAAAAUCGAAACGCCAACCUAUAUGUAUGACCAAUCGCCCUAUACAAAUGCAUCGCUUAAAUAUUUUCCGUUCACGUUUAGGUUGUGAAAAACAUGGCAAGUUAAAACUCCCUUAUAUGAUCGAAG